GGAGCAAUUUUCUAGAUAAACCCCAGCCGCUUUUAGAAUUCAUUUAAUUUUCAAGACCCAAAAAGUAACGAAAAGUCAAACUUACCUUUACCUUUUUUUUUGGGUCUUAGUCGGCUGUUUGUAUUUCUUCUUCUUUCUCUCUUUUUUUUUUUUUAUUUCACCGUUGGCCCUAUCUUUUGACUUUCUCCAUUCUUCAUAAAAUCCCUUAAUUUUCAAAAACAAAUCCCAAAAAUCAAGGACUUUUUGAAAAUUAAAGAAUUAACUUUACCUUCUUCAUCUUCACGGGCCACCAUCACCACUGACUUGUCUUUUUCAUUUUUUUCUUUUGCUUCUCUCGCCGGCUGCUACUCCUUUUUCUUUUAUUCACCAAACAUCUUCAUCUAUUUCAACCCAUCUUUUAACAUUUAAGCUUCUCCCAGUCAUUACUGGCCCCUUUUUUUCAUUUUUUUUUUUAUACUUCCCCAGAUCCACCCAAAACAGCAACCCACUUCCUUCAACUUUCAAGAUCUACUGCCGGCUGCACUCUCUUCCUUUGCUUGUCCAAAUCUGCACCCAUACUCAGUGAUCUGCUUGGCUUGUGUCCGGUGGCCCAGUACUGAACAGCCUUCCCUUGCCAAAAUUAUUUCCAUGGCUCGUGAUUGAGAAGAACAAUCCAUGCCAACCAGAUCUGCUUCCAUGGUCGGUUCAAAGGUCACUCAUUGCUUAAAAUCACCCCCACCAGAUUUGGUUAUACUCUUUCAAAACCAAAAUCUUCAAGAUGAUGUGAACCGGGUACUCCAGCAACAAAAACCAUGCCAUUCAAAUCAAAAUUUCGUACCUCAUAAAAAAUCUCAGAUUUUGGGUCUUUAUUUUGUGUUUCAUCUGCCAGCCUCUCUUGCCUCCAUUUACCCACAACCCAAAGAACAUCUUCUCUCUUUUCAGGUAAAACCUGACUGGAAUAAAUGGAUUAGCUCUUUUGGAGCUUGGCCAGUUUGGAGGAAAUCAGAAUGGGUGGACUGGAUUGAUCGUCUGGAACUUGAUUUUGGCUAAAUUUGGAAAGAUGUGGGUUUAUUUGAAUUUAUACAACUCACCAAAUGCAGAUUCACUAUGGAUAAGCUGGUCUUGGGUUUGGCUUUGUUAUUUUGGUUUGGCUCUUUCAACUGUUUCAUUUUCUCUAUGGAGCCAUGUUUGUGAGCCUUUUUUAUGUCAGUUCGUUAACUGGAUUGCCCUGCACUAGAGAAAAAAUUUCAGCACUAUUGACCUUGCCUCCAGGUGUUGAGUACAAUGCAGAGUUGAAGUCCUCUUAUCCAGUUUUUAUGAGGUCUACCUAUGAUAAAACCCGGGAUCUGCUCACUUACGUCUUUAUGUUUAAGAAUGUCGUGGAGAACAAGAGAAGCUUUGAAGAGUGCCUCAAGUUUUUUGCUUCUCUUUCUAUCGAUAGACUUGAUGCAGACUUUGUUGUGUUUCUAGGCAGAUCUCACGGUCCUUCAUGGUACGGGGCUGAUGUCAAAUCCCCAGAUUUUCGAGCAUUUUGGUCUGUUUGUGUGACCUCCCGAGAUCUGUUUGUUGGCUGUAGUUUGAACACUCUCAACUCCAGAUGCGGCAUGGAGCUCUAUGCACCGAACCAAUUCUGUCGGCAGCUAGGAUACUGCCAAGACAUACCAUUCCUGCCACUAUUCUCCUUCAACCAUAGCUAUCCUCUUCGAUUUAUGAUUUGGGAUUCAAAGAUUUUGAUUACCAAGCUUACUGACAUCACAAACACUCUAUAGACAAUGAUCUUGCCAAACCCUCCAUUCCGACCGAGAUGCACUUCUUCCUAUAGAAAUUGGUGGCGAGACUACUUCCAUCCUCGGUUCCUCGGUGUUAUGGACAAUAUUUUUGUUCUGGUUCCUCCACCACUCACCAAAAAAUUUGAAUAGAAGAAAGUUGUAAAGGAAAG
Rubroshorea leprosula is the source of this 1918-nucleotide messenger RNA. The record is from the annotation of a GenBank genome assembly. NCBI's taxonomy places the organism in Eukaryota, Viridiplantae, Streptophyta, Magnoliopsida, Malvales, Dipterocarpaceae.